AUGGCCUCGCGUCAAUGGCGACUGGCGGUAGUAUUGUUGUCAGCGUUGUUGUUACUGAGAUUCUGCUCUGCUGCCGACCCGAUUCGCCAGUUCAACUGGCAAGUCUCCUAUAUUACGGCCUCCCCUCUCGGUGUUCCCCAACAGGUGAUAGCUAUCAACGGUCAGUUCCCAGGCCCGGUUCUCCAGGUAACUACUAACUGGAAUGCAGUUGUGAAUGUCACAAAUAAUCUGGAUGAAGAUUUACUAUUCACUUGGAAUGGGAUUCAAUUGAGAAGAAACUCAUGGCAAGAUGGAGUUUUGGGAACCAACUGCCCAAUCCCAAAGGGUGAGAACUGGACUUAUGACUUCCAGGUUAAAGAUCAAAUUGGGAGUUUCUACUACUUCCCUUCUCUCAAUCUGCAGAGAGCAGCUGGAGGUUAUGGUGGCAUUAUCGUCGACAACCGGAGCGUCGUGCCGCUACCGUUCCCGUUGCCAGAUGGCGGCGACAUUACAGUUUUUAUUGGUGACUGGUUUAAUAAGAAUCACAGGGAUUUGAAGCAGCAGCUUGAUCAGGGGAAUGAACUUGGGAUUCCUGAUGGAGUGCUGAUUAAUGGCAAAGGACCUUAUAGAUAUAACAACACAGUACUUCCUUCUGGGAUUGAAUAUGAAACCAUUAAUGUUGAGCCUGGUAAAACAUAUCGGUUCCGCGUACAUAAUGUUGGAUCUUUCACAAGCUUGAACUUCAGAAUACAGUCCCAUAGCCUUCUUCUUGUGGAAACAGAAGGCUCCUACACUGUACAACAAAACUACACAGACUUUGACAUUCAUGUCGGACAAUCCUACUCUUUCCUCAUCACAAUGGAUCAAAACUCAAGCAAUGAUUAUUAUAUUGUUGCGAGCUCUCGAUUCAUGAAUGGAUCUCUUUGGAGUAGAGUCACAGGCGUCGCAGUUUUGCAUUAUUCUAGCUCAAAAAAUAAACCAAUUGGGCCUCUUCCUGAUCCGCCCAAUGAUCUCUUCUUCAAAGAGUACUCUAUGAAUCAAGCAAGAUCUAUCAGGUGGAAUUUAUCUGCAAGUGCUGCAAGGCCUAAUCCCCAAGGCUCAUUCAAGAUUGGCUCCAUCAAUAUCAGUGAAACUUAUGUGCUAAGAAAUAAAGCACCAAUCUCCAUUAAUGGAAAACUCCGAGCUACAAUCAAUGAUGUCUCUUACAUCUCUCCUGAUACACCUCUAAGACUCGCAGACAACUUCGCAAAUAUUACAGGUGUUUACAAGCUUGAUUUCCCUGUGAAACCUUUUCCUGGAGCUCCAAGAAUAGCUGCAUCAGUGAUCAAUUCAACAUACAAAGAUUUUGUUGAGAUUGUGUUUCAGAAUAAUGACAGCAUAGUUCAAACUUAUCACAUGGAUGGAUACUCAUUUUUUGUUGUCGGGUUUGCGUAUGGAGAAUGGACUGAAGCUUGUAGAAAUUCUUAUAACAAAUGGGAUGCUGUUGCACGCAGCACAAUCCAGGUGUACCCAGGAGCAUGGACUGCUAUUCUUGUGAUGCUUGACAAUGUAGGAAUUUGGAACCUUCGUGCAGGUUCUUUAGAAAGGUGGUAUCUUGGUCAAGAAACCUAUUUAAGGAUAGUAAAUCCAGAACCUAAUAACAGAACUGAGUUACCUAUUCCCAGCAAUGCACUGUACUGUGGCAAAGCUUACUGGCCAAAGAAUGUUACUGAUCAUGGCUCAGGAAGCUCACUUCUGCCUUCGCAUCUUUGUUCAGUGAUGGCAAUUCUUCUUGUUCUAACUAGUUAUCUGCUGAUGUAUAGGACGCUCAGAAGGCUACAUCCAGCAGGUCUAAAUGCUUGGUGGCGAAGUGGGCGUGAGAUUAGGCCGUCGGAAGCUGUGGCUUGGGAUUUCGGAAGAUUUCGACUGUAUUUGGUCGAAGAAGGCAAUGCUUAUUGCUAUGUGGAGUUAGAAUGCUUUGGUUGGAAGUGGGAUCCGGCUACUGAAAUCUCUUGA
This is a messenger RNA of Dendrobium catenatum, 1974 nucleotides long. RefSeq names its product monocopper oxidase-like protein SKU5. Lineage: Eukaryota; Viridiplantae; Streptophyta; Magnoliopsida; Asparagales; Orchidaceae. The coding region runs from base 1 to 1974 and encodes 657 amino acids. Gene Ontology annotation, molecular function: oxidoreductase activity; copper ion binding. The record is from RefSeq and is a predicted model, not a curated record. The transcript has 10 exons.